AUGUCGCUUACCCAGGCACUUCUAGAGCAUAAAGAAAGAAGGAAGAAAAAUAGUAAUGCAGUAAUGACUAUGGUCAUCAAACGGUCAAAACCUAAUCCAGCUAUCCAUCAGUCUCGACUUGGUACUGAUGAACUUUUUAUGGCUAUUGAUCCUGAUACCAAGCAACUUGUGUACUAUGAGGAUAGGGCAGACCAAUCAAGAGGGAUACUACAUCUUGACAAGUCAUUGCUUGUUGAUAAUCCUUCGCUCUCUCUGCAUCAUGAUAAGCAGGUUGAACUCUUAUAUUUUGGGGUCAUGUCUCUGGCCUGCGACAACCUUAUUAACUUUCUUGAGCUCAUUAGGUUAGCAAUAUCUUAUCUGCAGGAUUGUUACAUUGACAUCUGCUCGCCAGAAGUACUUAGCCUAUUUACAGACAAUUUUGACUACCAACAUCUCCGGCGUCAUUUUGUUAAGGGAUUGCUUGUUGAUGAUAUAAUGGGGUACAAAAUUUUUGUUCAUGAAAUUCACUCAGACUAUGCUGCAAGGGUUGAUAAUUUCCGAAGUUAUGACACUGUCAGCAAGGAUAUAAUUCAUCGAUGGACAUAUCCACUGGUGCCAGAUGUAAUGAAUUUUGGCAAAACAGCUACUAAACUUGAACGACAAGGAAUGUACCGUGCUUUGGAAAUAUCACAAUCGCAGUCUGCAGUUAUUGGCCCUUUCACGGUCAUAGGAUCUGGCACCAAAAUUGGGAAUAACACUAAAAUUUCAAAUUCUGUUAUUGGUGAAGGAUGUAAAAUUGGAUCAAAUGUUAUCAUAGAGGGAUGCUAUAUAUGGGAUAACAUCAGCAUAGAAGAUGGCUGUAAACUCCAGCAUGCAAUUGUAUGUGAUGGGGUGAUUAUAAAGUCAGGGGCUGUUCUGGAACCUGGUGUUAUUUUGUCUUUUAAGGUUGUAGUUGGGCCAGAGUUUAUUGUUCCUCCAUAUUCAAAGGUAUCUCUACUUCAGCAGCCAAUUGAGGAGGACAGUGACGAGGAGCUUGAAUAUGCUGAUAGUACUAGUGUCAUGGGCAGCCAGGUGGAUAAAUCAGAUGAGAUUACUUCCAAAGUAUUGGAGACACAUUUUACUCCUGCGUCGGAGCUUGGUAUGGGUGGGGCGGGUCAUGUUUGGUCAACAUGUGAAAGUGGCCAUGAAGAAGAGUGGAGGCAUUCAGUGGCGCCUAUUCCUAAAGAUAAAAUUAUGGAGGCAAUUAAAACUAUGGAAGAUGAUCUGGGGUUUAUUCAUGAUGAUAGUUUUCUCCCACCUUCUGGUGAGCUGAUACCUAAUUCUAAUGAUUCAGAUGAUGAUGAUCAUGAAGAUUCUAGGGAUGACUCUUAUUACUUUGAGAAAGAGGUUGAAGCAACUUUUCUCAGGGCUGUGCAUGAAAACAUACAGGAAAGCCAUUUGAUCUUAGAAAUCAAUUCUUUGAAGUUGUCGUACAAUAAACUAACUUCUGAUUGUGCCGGAGCUUUAUUUUAUGCCAUGAUGAAGUGUGCUUUAGACAUCCCCCAUAGUUCAGCUGAUGGUUUGCUUCAAAAUGUUCAGGUUGUAUUUACAAAGUGGAAAAAGGCUUUGACAUCCUAUCUGAAUGACAAAGAUGAGCAGAUUGAAGUAAUACUAAAAUUUGAGGAAAUGUGUUUGGAAUCGGCUAAGGAGUUUGCUCCAUUGUUCACAACGAUUUUGCACCAAUUGUAUAAUGACGAUGUUGUAGAAGAAAAUGCUAUUUUGAGUUGGGAAGAUGAGAAAAAAGAUGCUGAUGAGGCAGAUAAAGUUUUUGUUAAGCAGGCCCAAAAAUUGAUUCAAUGGACUCUAAUGGAUGAGUAA
Sphenostylis stenocarpa is the source of this 1836-nucleotide messenger RNA. Lineage: Eukaryota; Viridiplantae; Streptophyta; Magnoliopsida; Fabales; Fabaceae. The record is from the annotation of a GenBank genome assembly.